Molecule: messenger RNA, 3720 nt
Organism: Coturnix japonica (Japanese quail)
Lineage: Eukaryota; Metazoa; Chordata; Aves; Galliformes; Phasianidae
Gene: MTF1
Product: metal regulatory transcription factor 1
Biological process (GO): regulation of transcription by RNA polymerase II
Cellular component (GO): nucleus
Molecular function (GO): RNA polymerase II cis-regulatory region sequence-specific DNA binding; DNA-binding transcription factor activity, RNA polymerase II-specific
Source: RefSeq, a predicted model, not a curated record
GCCUUCCCGUCGUACCGAGCGUAACCGGAAGCGGAAGUGAGUGCUGCGUUCAUCAUGGUGCCGCUGGGGUGGGGAAGGAGGAGCCGCCGUUCCCGGGAGCUCGAUGGGGUGUUACGGUCCUGCUCCAGGAUAGCACAGUGAGCUGCAUUGAGCCAUGGGGGAGAACAGUCCCGAAGGGGACGUUAUCUACUAUGAAGUGGACGAUGAGGAAUUAACCCAUGAGGACAAUAUGAUGAGGUUCGCUGAUCAAAACGGCUUGGUUACUUCAUCAUCCGGGACCGUGUAUGACAGGACGACUGUGCUUAUAGAGCAAGACAGCGUCUUGGAAGAUGAUGAGGAUGAAGGACAAUGUGGUGAUCAUUUGCCUUUUUUACCGGAGGGUCAUGAAGAAGGAUUUCAUUUAAUAGCAGAUCAUGAAGGAAUGUCCCAGGGUUACGUGCAACAUAUUAUUUCUCCGGAUCAGAUUCACUUAACAAUAAAUCCUGGUUCGACUCCUAUGCCGAGAAACAUUGAAGGCGCAACACUCACUUUGCAGUCUGAAUGCCCAGAAACCAAGCUUAAAGAAGUUAAAAGAUACCAGUGCACUUUUGAGGGCUGUCCACGAACUUAUAGCACUGCUGGAAACCUGCGCACUCACCAAAAGACACAUCGUGGGGAAUAUACUUUUGUCUGCAAUCAAGAAGGCUGUGGCAAAGCCUUUCUUACCUCUUACAGCCUCAAAAUCCACGUUCGAGUGCACACUAAGGAGAAGCCGUUUGAAUGUGAUGUGCAGGGCUGUGAAAAGGCAUUCAAUACACUGUACAGGUUGAAAGCACAUCAGAGACUUCACACAGGGAAAACAUUUAACUGUGAAUCAGAAGGCUGCAGUAAAUACUUCACAACACACAGUGAUCUGAGGAAGCACAUUCGAACACACACAGGAGAAAAGCCAUUUCGAUGUGAACAUGACGGCUGUGGAAAGGCUUUUGCUGCAAGCCACCACCUCAAAACACAUGUUAGGACACAUACGGGGGAGAAACCCUUCUUCUGUCCCAGUAACGGCUGCGAGAAGACUUUUAGUACACAGUAUAGUCUCAAGAGUCACAUGAAAGGCCAUGAGAAAGGACAUACCUACAAUGCACUUCCCAAUAACAACGUGUCUGAGGAUACAAGCCACUCACUUUGUCUGAGCGACUUAAGCCUCAUAUCAACAGAUUCAGAACUGCGGGAGAACUCUAAUCUAACACACGGACAAGAUCUUAGCACAAUCUCACCAGCAAGCAUCUUUGAGUCUAUGUUUCAGAGCACAGAUCACACCGCAAAUCAGGAAGACUCUAAGCAGACAGCUGCCUUGAUUGAAGCUUUUAAUGGUCAUGCAGACUCAGUCACUGCUGUUCCGCCUUCUGCAGGAGAUUCAGCAUCCUUGUCACUUCCACUUGUACUGCAGCUUGGCAUCUCUGAGCCUUCACAUUCAGCACUACAAGCCUCGGCAGCACCUGCUGCUCCCUCCUCCAUAGGAACCAGCUCACAGCAAGCUGCAUUUGGAAACCCUGCAACUGUUUUACAAUCCCCAGAAGUGCCUGUUCCUCACAGCACACAGUUUGCAGCCAGUCACCAAGACUUCCUGCAGCACACUCAGACACCACCGCAGCCCAUUGUACAAGGACUUUCAGUGGUUGCUGGGGCAUCUGCCCCAACAGCAUCAAGUGCCACUGAACCCCUGCCAGCUGUAGUUCAGACUGUGCCUGUUGGUGCGAACUCUGUUCUGACGAGCAAUCCAACCAUAACAAUUACUCCUUCUCAGAGCACGGCUAUUCUACAGUCCAGCAUCGUCAUGGGAGAGCAAAACUUGCAAUGGAUAUUAAAUGGUGCCACUGGUUCUCCACAAAGCCAAGAACAAAUGCCACAAGUUCCAAAAGUAGUAGAAAAGGUCUUUUUUACCACUGCAUUACCAGUAGCUGGCAACACAGGAAACCCUGUUCAGCAGAUUGGUCUCAGCGUUCCUGUCAUCAUUAUAAAGCAGGAGGAAGCCUGCCAGUGUCAGUGUGCCUGCCGAGACUCUGCCAAGGACAAAGUCACCGUUAAGAAGGAGAGUUCCUCACCUGAACCGAAAGCUUCGGAGCAGCCAGCUCCUCAGCUGCAGCCUCAGACCUUUCCUUCCUCUUCCUCUUCCCCUUCUCCCUCACGUGGGCAGAGCAGUCAAAUAGUUAACCCUUCAGACUUACAGACUGAAACAUUAAGUGCCAUGGAUGUAUCGGACUUCCUGUCCCUCCAAAGUCCUGAAACCCCAUCUAAUAUAAUUCCAAUCGAAGCACUACUGCAGGGUGAGGAAGAAAUUGGUCUGAAUAGCAGCUUCUCUAAAUGAAGAUGUUCUGGAUUUUCUUUUGCACCUGGAGGGUAAAACCCUCCUCUUAGAAGCAGAAACUGAAGGAUCAAUUCUUUUUUUUUCCUUCCUCUUUGGAAGUUUUGUGGCUUAUUUCUGCUUCACAGAUGUCAUCUUAGUCACGUCCCAGGUACAUCCAUCUUUAAGAAAUCUAUCUAAAAAAUAGAAAAGGCAAAAAAAAAAGAAAAAGAAAAAAAAAAGAAAAGAAAAAAAGCUAAGUUAUAUAUGAACUGUUUUGGCUGCACUGUCUGUCACUUUUGCUUGUCAUAUGUGAACACGGAAGUUAAGGUUACUCGUGUGCAAAAGAAAAAGGGGGGUUAGUUUGUCUCCAAUUGCACAUCGCUUACGUUUGGGUUUAAGGUACUGGCAGCGAGCGAGUCUUUGUUACAACUCUUUGGGUCUAUGAUUUUUCUUUUGUCUCUUAUAUACUAACCAUGCACUAUAAGGGGAGCCCAGGACAGGAAUUUGCUGUAACAGAAAAUGGUUUCAUUGUAGUUGAAGGUGAUUUAUCUGCAAUUUUAUUGGAAUGUGAUUGUCACGUCACUGAGCUGGGAGUUGGUGCCUGGGUUUGCAUUGUGCUGUGGCCAUUACUGAAGCCUACAGAAGCGUUUGGGGAGCUUAGUGCAGGAGAGCACGAGGUACUUGUGCUCCUAAUAGACCGGUUCAUUUAAUUUAAACUAGGACUUGAAAUGUGGUGGCAGAUGUAUGGAAACAUUGUGGGAGCCCCUGCUCACUCAGGCUUGAGAGUCUGUUUGCCUGUCUUUGAAGGAUGCAGUGAGUUCCAGGUAUGGUCAGAUUGGUGCCUCCUGCUCUUAUGAUUCAUUUGGCUUUGUUCAGAAACGAGUCACCCUCUUAAACGAGCUCUCCAAUCGUUUAAUCAGGAGCACGGUGCCUUUGCUGAUUGCUCUCAUCUUUUGUCGAGAAGAACUCUAGGAAAACUUUCAGGAUGAUUUGAUGUAACUUCAGUUUGGGUUCAGUGAGUUUAUCCUUCAGCUGCCCAGAAAUGCUUCCUCUUUUCUCUUUAAGCUAUAUAGUUUCUGCCUGAAUCUGCCUCCAACCUAAUGCAAUGCCAGCUUUUUGUGCACGGGGCUAUAUCUUGACUAAAAGAUAUUACACGACAUAGUAGUUUUUCAUAUCAAACUAUAUUCUAACCUACUCAGGGUAAAUAAAACACAAACCCCCCCUUCCACCAAAAAGCCUGUAAUGUUGCAAUAAAUGCAGUCUCAUUCUAAAUGGUUUAUUUAUGCUGCAUUAUUUUAAAAGAUGUAAUUUUGUAGUAUUUUAUCCAUCUUUCUGGCUUUGGCUGUCAGUCUUUUUGUGUUAAAGGAAAGAAUAUUAAAUAGUCUUUAUUCAGUUUA